Hyposmocoma kahamanoa is the source of this 1119-nucleotide messenger RNA. RefSeq lists its product as uncharacterized. The coding region runs from base 107 to 859 and encodes 250 amino acids. The transcript has a single exon. The record is from RefSeq and is a predicted model, not a curated record. Lineage: Eukaryota; Metazoa; Arthropoda; Insecta; Lepidoptera; Cosmopterigidae.
AGAAUAAGAAGUAUUUAUUUUGAGUUUUUUUAUUUGAGAAAUUGUUUAGUAAUAUAGUUUUAUGUUUUAUUUUAAUUUUGUACAAAUCGCAAUAUUUUCGUAAAACAUGUUGUUUUAUUUGUUCCUGUGCAACAUAUUGUUCAUUUAUCCAAUCAUCGGAGUCAACACGACUUUGUCAACAAACGACAACAUCACCUUAAGUGUACCUUCCAAAAGUCUGGAGAAGGUCGAAGCUGGUGCUGAUAUAACAAAAGCAAAUAUUUUAAGUGAAGGCGGGCCCAUUAAACAAACUACUCAAACGAUUACGAACCCCAAAGAAAUCCAUCCGGCCUUACUGAAUUUGGAUACAGAACUUGGUAAGGAUAAAUCAACUGUGCCUUCAAAUUCAAAGGUUGUGCCGAGGAAAGGGGUGGUAUUCGAAGACAAAUCUGCUACAAAGCAGACAACUUCGUCCUCAUCACUUCCAACAGUGUCACUGAACACUCCUAAUAAUAAAACAUUAAAUAACAGUUCAAGCACAGAACCAAGUAUCAAUAAGACUCAAGUGAUUAACAAAAAGCCUUUAGUAUUGUCAGAUGAAGCUCUGGCAAAUAUGCCUGAUGUUCGUAAAGAUGAACUUAAAAUACCAAGGAUUCAGUCGUCCAGAACAACUUUGGUAGCUGAUCAGAUUCAGUCACCAAGAAUACAAGUGGCCCCAAAUAGCCAUCCAGGAAUGGUAAUGCCUGUAGUGAUCACCAUACUGGUGGUGCCAAUGUUUGCUGUGCUUGGAUACAUGGCCAUGAAAAGGGGACGAGAAGCUUGGAAAAACCGACAUUACAAAAGGAUGGAUUUUCUCUUGGAUGGAAUGUACAAUGAUUAAGACUUUUAUCAUUACUGGGAUAGUAAUGACUAAUCAAAGUUGAUAUUGACCAAUUGAGUUAAAUAUAGAAUCGAGCAAUUGUGAUAAAAAUAAGACUAAUUUAAAUGUGACACCAAGGGCCAUAUCACACAAGAUGGCAGUUAUGAUUUGAAUAAUGUUUUAAUGUGACAUUCUUUUUCUUGCUCUAAGUUGCUAAAUUUUAUACUAAAUACUGAAUGAGUAGUGUUAUAUUUUAUUGUUCUAUAUAUAAAUAGGAUGUC